CAACCCCCAACCCAACACCCCUUAACCACCCCCACCCCCACCCACCCCACCACCUCCACACCAAACCCCCCCCAACCCCCCCCAACCCAAACAACCUCAACACACCCAACCACAACCAACCACACCCCACCACAACCCAACACCACCAACACCCAACCACAAACACCAACCCCAACCACCCCAACAACCCACACCACCCCCAACCAACCCCAACAACCCCCAACACACCCAACCCCACAACACCCACAACACCAACCCAAACCCCCAACACCAACCCAACAACCCACACCCAAAACAACCCACAACCAACACCCAACACCCAACCACCAACAAACCCAACACAACCCACAACAAACCCACCACAACAACCCACACACCAACAACCCAAACAACACCCCCAACAACAACCACACCCAAACAACCCACACAACACCACCAACCACACCCACCCCAACACCAACCCCCAACACACCCAAACCCAACAACACCACCCCCAACCCACACCCAACACACCCACAACCCCCACACAACCCAACACCAACCCACAAACCCCAACAACCACACACAACCACAAACAAACCCACCCAACACCCACCACACCCACAACACCCCAAAACCCACCCAACAACACAACACCACAAACCAACACAAACACCCCAACCAACCCAACACCCCACAACCCCCACAACACACAAAACACCAACACCCAACACCCAACACCAAACCCCAACACAACACCAAACCACCCCAACACCACACACCCAACACACCACAAACCCAAACCACAAACACACCCACACAACACCAACAAACCACACCACAACACCACCAAACACCCACAACACAAAACAACACAACAACCCAACCCACACCAACACCCAACAACCCAACACCACCCCACCCACAACCACCCCAACACAACACCACAACACCACAAAACCACACAACCACAAACAAACACCACCAACCCCCCACAACACAACCACACCCCAACAACCAACACCACAACACCCCACAACACACCCAACAACCAACAAACACCCACCACCAACAACCCACAACCAACACCACAACACCACACCACCCCACACACCACCAAACACCAAACACAACCCAACACCCACCAAAACCACAACACCCCACCCAACAACCAACAACCCAAACCAACCACACCACACCCACAACACCCACCCCAAAACCACCAACAACCAACCAACCACCAACAACCCCACCACAACAACACCCCACCAAACCACCCCAAACACACCAACCACAAACAACAACCAAAACACCCAACAACCCAACACAAACCACACCAAACCCAACCACAACACCACCAACACCCAACACCCACAACAACACAACCACCAAACAACCACCAACACCCAACAACAACCCCACAACACCCCAACCAACAACCCCACCACACCACAACCAACACCCCACACCAACAACCCAACCACACACCACAAAAACAACCACCACCAACACCACAACCAAACAACCACCAACACAACAAAACACCACACCACCAAACACCCACAAAACCCCAACAACCCACAACCCAAACACCACCAAACAACCACCCCACCACACAAACCAACAACACCCACAAACCAAAAACCACCACCCACCAACCCACACCACACACAACCACAACACCCCACACAACACCACCAACCCAAACACACACCCAACACCAAACACACCCCACAAACCACAACACACCAACAACCACCCACCCAACAACCAACCAACCAACCCACAACCACAACAACCCCCAACACACCCCAACAACCACACCCACAACACCCACACCACCCAACCACCAACAACCCACAACACCCCAACAACCCCACCAACCAACACCCCACACCACCAACACAACACCCCAAACAACAACACCCAACCACAACCACCAACACCCAAACACACCAACACCAAACACCCACAACAACCCACCCACCAACAACCAACACCAAACCACCCCAACACCACCACACCACACAACACCAACACCCCACACACAACCACAACCACCCACCACCAAACCCAACACCACCAACACCCACACACAACACCACAAACCACCACCACACCCCAACACCACAACACAACACCACCCCAACACCAACAACCCCAACACACAACCCACCAACCACCCACACAACCCAACCCACCCAACACACACCAACCCCCAACCAAACCCCACACAACCACAAACCAACAAACCCCACCAACACCCCAACACACAACAACCCAACACCACCCCACCCCAACAACCCACCAACCAACACACCCAACCAACACCAACCACCCCACACCAACACCCACACCAAACCCCAACACCAACAACCAACCCACCACCAACCACCCAACAAACCACAACACACCCCAACACCCAACCAACAACCCCAACCACCCCCACCAACCCAAACACCCAACACAAACCCACACCCACCAACCCCCACACCACACAACCAACACCCAACACCACCAACACCACCACAACAAACACCCACAACCACAACACCCCACCACAACAACCCACAAACCCCAACACCCAACACCCCACACAACACCACCCAACACCCCCAACCACAACCAACACCCCAACACCCACAACACACCAAACACACCCAACCCCCAACACCACCACACACCCACACCACAACCAAAACACACCCACACAACCACAACACCACACCACCCAACACACCCACAAACCACCAACACCCACAACAAACACCAACACCCCCCACCACCAACACAACACCCACAACCCAAACCACAACCCCACACCCACAACCACACCAACCCCCACACCACCCACAACCCCCAACACCCAACACCACCACCACCCACCAACACCACCACACCCACACAACACCAACAACCCCACCAACACCCCCACCAACACAACCACCACAACCCAACACCCCCACACCAACACCAACACCCACACAACCCCAACACACCACCCCACAAAACCCCAACAACACCCACAACCCCACCAACCCAAACACAACACCACAACAACCCACACCCACCAACCCCAACAACCCCAAACACCACAACACCCAACACCCCAACACCCAACAACCCCCACCAACAACCACCAACCACAAAACCAACACCACCAACACACCCCAACCCCAACAAACACAACCCCCCAACAACACCCACACCCACAACACCACAACAAACACCCCCAACCACCCCACCAACACCACACCCAACCAACACAAACACCACACACCCAACAACCCACCAAACCAACCACACCCCACCACAAACCACCAACCCCAACAACACCACCCCCCAACACCCACCACCCAACACACAAACCCCACACCCAAACACCACCCAACCACCCCAAACACCACCCCAACACCACACAACCACCACAAACACCCAAAAACCACCACAACACCAACCACCCACCCCAACACCACAACCCCAACAACCCACACCAACAAACACACCAAACCACCACCCACCCACACAACCACCAAAACCCACCACCCCAACAAACACCAACAACACAACACCACACAAACCACACCCCAACCAACCACACAAACCCCCCAACACCCAACACCCACCCACAACAACCCACCCAACCCCCAACACCCACACCACCAACACAACACCCAACAACCCACAACACCCCACCACCAACCAACACCCACCAACACCACAAACACCACCAACACAACACCACCCAACAACCACAACCCAACAACCAACACCCAAACAACCCACCACACAAACACCACACCCCACCAACCACCCACCAACAACACACCACAAACCAACCCACCCAACACCACAACAACACCAACCAACCACCAACACCAAAACCACCACCCACACACAAACACCAACACAACCACCCCCCACACCCAACAACCACCCAACCAACACCACACCACCCCACAACACCAAACCCCACCCCACACCCACCAACCCCACCCCACCCAAACACCACCACAACCCACCACCCAAAACAACCACCCCAACCCACCACCCCCACACCCCAACCCACACAAACACCCACCCACAACACCACCCCCAACCAACCCAACACAACCAACACCCACCCAACACCACAAACAACCCCACAACCCACCACCACCCAAACCCCACCACCCCCACAACCCAACACACCACCAAACCCACCACACCACAACCCACCACCCCAACAACACAACCAACCACCAACACCCACACACACAAACCCAAACCACCAACACCAACCACACCCAACCCAACCACACCAACCCACAACACACACCAACAAACCACACCACCCACCCACAAACCACCCACCACCAACACACCCCACCCAAACCCCAACACACCCACACACCACCAAACACACCACCCCCACCACCAACCCACCCAACACCAACACACACCACCACCCAAACCCCAAACACCAACCAACCACCACCAAACAACCCCCACACCCCAACCACACCAACAACAACACCACACCACCACAACCCCAACACACCCCAAACCAACCACACCCAACAACCCCAACACCCAAACACCCCCCCACACCACCCACCAACACCCACACAAACCAACACCCACCACACCACCCACCAACAACACCCACACCCACCCCAAACCACCAACCACACCCACACCCACAAACACCCCACACCACACCACCCAACAACACACCAACCCCACAACACCAACACACACAAACACCCAACACCAAACCACCAACCCACCAACACCCAACCAAAACAACCAACACCCAAACAAACACCACCCCACACACCACAACACCACCAAACCACAACCACACCCACACCCCACACACCAAACCCAAACAAACCCACACCCCACCACCCAACCCACAACCACACACAAAACCCACCACAAACACCACAAACCCAACACAACCCCACCCAAAAACAAACACCCACAACACCCAACAAACACCCAACCCACCACACCCCCAAAAACACAACAAACACCAACACCCACACACCCCACACCAAACCAACCCAAACCACCACCACACAACACCCCACACCACCCACAACCACAAACACCAACACCCACCAACCCACACAACCACCAACCCCACCCACACCACACCCCACAAACCCCCACACCAACACAAACAACAACACACCCCAACAAACACACAACCAACAACACCCACCAACCCCAACACCACACACCACCAAAAACAAACAACCAAAACAACACCCACAACCACAAACACCAACACCAAACCACCCAACCAACAAAACACCCACACCAACAACCCACAAAACCACACCCCAACCCCCACAACCACCACCCCAACACCCACACCCCACCACCAAACACCAACCAACCCAACCCACCCCCCAACAAACCCCAACCAACCCCACACAAACCCCACCCAACCACAACCCCCCACACACCACCCCAACAAACAACAACCCACAAACCCAACAAACAACCAACAACCACACAACCCAAACACAACCCCCACACACCAAACCCCCACACCACCCCCCACAACCACCCCCACCACCAAACACAAACAACCACAAACACAAAACCCCCCAAACCCACCCACCCCCACAACCACCACCCCACCCAACACAACCAACCCACCCCCAAACCCCCCAACCACCCAACAACACAAAAACCAAACACCCAACCCAACAAACCACACAAACACACCCCACAACCCAAACACCCCACCAACACACCAACACAACCCCCCACACCCAACCCACAACCACCACCACCACCCCCAACCCACCACAACCACACCACCCACAACCAACACACCACCCAAAACACACCAACCACCACCCAACAAAACAACCAACAACAACACCAACCAACCCAAACCCCCCACACAACAACACCAACAACCACACAACCACACACCCCCAACCCCCAACCCAAAACACAACAAAACACCCCAACCACCACACAACCCCACACAAACAACCAACACCCAACACACCACCCCACAAACCCCCCACACCCCACCACACAACCCACACCCACACCACAACCCCACCCACACCCACAAACACCCCAACCCACAAACACCCACACCAACACACCCCCAACACACAAACCCCAACAACCACACACCCACCAACCCCACCACACCCAACCACACCCAACAACCCAACCAACACCCACACCAACACACCACCACCCCACCCAACACACCCCAACCCAACACCCCCACCCACAACCCACCACACACCCCAAACCCCACAACCAAACCACCCCCCAACCCCACACCCCACACCCAACACCCCCCACCCCCACACCCCCAACAACCCACACACAACCCACAACCAAACAACACAACACCCAACAACCACCCCCACAACACCCCAACCCACACCCACAACCACCCACCCCCACCACACACCAAAACCACACCCACCAACCCAAAAACACCCACAACCCCCAACCCACAACAAACACCACAACCCACCAAACAACCCCCACCCACAACCCCACCCACAAACCCACAACCCCAACCCACAAAAACCACACCCACCCACCCCCAACCAACAACACCCACAACCCCACAACCACCACAAACAACCACAACCACCACACCCAACACCACCCAACAACACCACCACCCAACCACCCACAACCCCCACACCACCCAAACACACCACCCAACCACCCACAACCCACCACCCACCCCACCAAAACAACCACCCCACACCCACACCCCCACCCACAAACCCCACCAACACACACCCCCCCACCAACACCACAAAACACACCCACCACAACCACACAAACCCACCCCACAACAACACCACACCCACCACCACAAACACCACCACACAACCAACCACCCAACCCCCCACCCCCCCACACAACCCACCACACCCCCACAACACACCACACCCCACAAACCCACAACCACCCACACCCAACCACCCCCCCAACACCCAACAACCACCAACACACAAACACCACCACCACACCCACCCAAAACCCACCAAACCACCCCCCACCACCAACAAACCCCACAACCACACCCACACACCACACCAAACCACCACAAAACCACCACACCACCAACACCCCACACCACACAACACCCCACCCCAACCAACCCACACACCCACAACCACCCAACCACACCCACACCCACCCCACACCCACCACCACACACAAACCCACCACCCCCCCACCCCACACCAACAACCCCACCACCCCACACACCCCCAACCACAACCACCACACCCCACCACAACACCAACACCCACCCCACACAACCCACAACCCAACACCCACCCCACCACCACCAACAACACCACAACCCCCACACAAACCACACCCCCACAACCAACACCACCACACCCCAACAACCCACCAACACCAACACCCACC
This is a messenger RNA of Culex pipiens pallens (northern house mosquito), 7401 nucleotides long. Its product is annotated as mucin-2-like. NCBI's taxonomy places the organism in Eukaryota, Metazoa, Arthropoda, Insecta, Diptera, Culicidae. The record is from RefSeq and is a predicted model, not a curated record. The transcript has 3 exons. The annotation marks the transcript as partial.